Molecule: messenger RNA, 1802 nt
Organism: Aspergillus steynii IBT 23096
Lineage: Eukaryota; Fungi; Ascomycota; Eurotiomycetes; Eurotiales; Aspergillaceae
Exons: 6
Coding region: 1-1560 (519 amino acids)
Biological process (GO): regulation of DNA-templated transcription
Cellular component (GO): nucleus
Molecular function (GO): DNA-binding transcription factor activity, RNA polymerase II-specific; transcription cis-regulatory region binding
Source: RefSeq, a predicted model, not a curated record
AUGAUUGCUGCCAGCGCUGCGCCCGACUCGGCCACGCCUGCGCCUUUCCGGAGCGGCCGAAAGAGCCGUAUUGAUCAACUGCAAGAGAAGGUUGAUGGGCUGCUCGCUCAGAAUAGCCUUAGCGGGGCAUCCUCAACUGCCACUACGUCGGGAGGAUCAGGACCAGCAACUCCCGGAGCUGUGGAUCUAGAUAUCAAUCUAGAGAGAAAUGGGGAUUGCAUCGCCGGCGGGCUUGUUACAAUUGCCCAGGCUAAUACGCUGUUGGAGAAAUUCCGGUCGCUGAAAAUGCCCCAGUUCCCGUUCGUUAUCAUCCCGGGUACAACGACUGCAUCUCAGCUCCAGAGCCAGUCUCCGUUUCUGCUCCUGGCUAUUAUGGCGGCGUGCAUGGAAAACGACCCCUCGCUGCAGAUGAAACUGGAUGCCGAGAUAAAGCGACAGAUUAGCGUUCGGAUCGUUAUGAAUGAUGAGCGCAGCAUGGACCUUUUACUCGGUCUCCUGGUGCACACGGGCUGGUGCCAUUAUCGAUACCAGACAGUCCAUACUCAGAUGUAUCUGUGUCUGCAACUUGCGAUUACACUGGUGGUGGAUCUGGGUCUUGAUCAGAUCAGUGGCUUUACGAUGAGAAGUAUUGUGGCUGAGGUGAAGGGGAAGGAUGGUGGAAGCGGAGACUAUCAGUCUGGGACUGCGAAACGGGCAUUACUGGGAGUUUUCCAUAUCAGCUCGGCAUUGUCUUUGUUUCGCCCACAGCUGUCCAUGAAAUAUACGGAUUGGAUCGACCAGUGCUGUGCAGACCUGGUUCAGAAUCCGGAAUAUCCGACUGAUAGGCUUCUGAGGACUUAUUUAGACGGUUCCGCGCCGGCUUUGAAACGCCAUGCGGUCUUCAUCUCGAACAGGGAGAUUGAUUGGGAUGCCGUACAGAACUGGCGGGGCGAACCAGACAAGAGCUAUACUGUACCACAUGAUAUGAUGCUCAUUGAUAACUGGGCAUACUACUUUGAAGUAAAGGCCAAACCCGUCCUCCUUCUCGGCCAAAUCCUCCAUCAUCAAAACACCACCUUCACCCUCGAUCAAAUGCAAAAAAUUGACAGCCUCCUCCACUCAACGCAUGCCUUCAUCGCCUCAUUCCCCCAAAUUCCCACCGACCGCGUCGUCCACCUCCCGCUCCCGUUCCAGACGUACACGUGGUACGCGCUCUUAGUCCUCUCCAAGGCCCUUUUGCUGUCCAACAAAGAAAGUCCAAAAACAUAUGAGCUUGAAGCAAGCGUCUACGCAAGCACUGUGGCAAUCCUGAACCGGAUGGAAGCGCUUUCCACCGGGGGCGACCUAUGGGCUAAUAGCCGAAAGAAUGUGGGAAGCAUGUUGUCGUGGUUGAAGGACCAUAUGGCACAGCAGGACAUGGGUGAUCUGUCUCCUGCGUGUGGCAAUGGGAUUGGGGAAUUUCAACUCGAUGAUAUUCCCGAAGAUGCGUACUGGAAUGCAGAUUGGUGGCAGCAGAUCGUCGAGGGGCCUUUUUUCUCGGCGCUGAAUACGGCGUCGUGGCCUCCGCCGGCAGUGUUUUGACUGACUUGGUAACGGCAAUGGAUCAGAAUACAAGCAAUUAGUGACUGCGACCUAUGUGGCUCUCAUCAAUCAAAGUAAACUAUCGUCCUGGAGAAGGCUCAAUGUCCUUACCAUGCAUUCGCUAUGUCUGGCCGCAACCUGCAUAACAUUAGCCGUACCAGGGAGGCUUUUGUAAUUAUCCGUUAAAGAGAUGACUUGGCCUCCCACGCUUCAGUCCCCUGCUGACUUCAUGAGGAAAUGAC